AUGACCGUUGCACCUGCCGCUCCCCGUGGACUGACCUCCUGGUUCAGAUCCUAUGCUCGGUCGUACAUCCUAUCCGUCCUCGCGCAAGGCAUCCAGAUCGGCCAGCUAGAAAUUCACGACGGUGAUCAAUCCUAUGUGUUUGGCAAACCAUCAGAGACCAUCCCGGUAGCGCAAAUAUCUGUGUGCAGUGAGAAGUUUUGGUCGCGUUUAUUCCUAUCCAAUGAUCUCGGAUUCGCCGAGUCGUAUAUGCUCGGAGAAAUCGAGACAGAAGAUUUGCGACUCAUAUGCGACUUAUGGAUAUACAAUGCUCCAAAUCUUGGUGGACUCGCAACGACGUUCUAUAAUGCCUUUGCUACUGGCUACAAGUUCUGGAGCGGACUGUUUGGCCAAUCUCCUUCCCGAUCAAGACUGAAUGCGGUCGCUGGAUAUGAUGGCUCCAAUUCCAUGUUCAAGGCGUUCCUUAGCGAGGAGAUGAUGUAUUCGUGCGCUCUAUGGAGCGACGAGGAGGGUGGUAUAAACGGAGACCUCACUGACGACCGCAAGUCUUCCGACCUUGAGGCCGCCCAGAGGCGGAAGAUACAACAUGUGAUCGCCAAGGCUGGCAUCAAGAAAGGCGAUCGGGUGCUUGAAUUCGGCUCAGGCUGGUGCGGACUCGCCAUAGAGGCUGUCCGCACGACUGGAUGCACGGUGGACACCUUGACACUUUCCGUGGAGCAGAAAAAGCUCGGAGAAGAGCGCAUCCGGGAAGCUGGGCUGGAGGGAUCCAUUCGCGUCCAUCUGAUGGAUUACCGCAAACUGCCUCCGCACUUUGAGAAGGCGUUCGACGCGUUCGUCAGCAUUGAAAUGAUUGAGCAUGUUGGCACUCGCCAUUACAAAGAUUACUUCUCAAUGGUGGACUGGGCCCUGAAGCCGAGAAAUGCGACGGCCGUAGUGACCUCCUCAACGCUGCCAGAAGCUCGCUACACAGAAUUUCAAAACCCCGAUUUCAGCCGUUAUUAUAUGUGGCCAAACGGGGCGCUCCCUAGCGCUACCGCCCUUGUGAACGCCGCAAACUCCGCUACUUCAGGCCGCCUGCAACUUGAAGCAGUCGAAAAUCACGGACCUCACUACGCUCGAACACUGCGGGAGUGGAACCGACGCUUCCGAUUGAAUGUUCCUUCUAUCGAGCAAGACAUAAUAGAUGGCCAUCCCGAAUUCAAAGGGCACCCGCAAGUGCUGGAAGCAUUCAAACGCAAAUGGCUCUAUCUUUUCCCCUCCGCCGAAUCCGGAUUCGCCAACGGAUAUCUAUCCUGUCACAUGCUCGUGUUUGCACGCGACAUGAACACGAGAUGUUGA
Molecule: messenger RNA, 1335 nt
Organism: Punctularia strigosozonata HHB-11173 SS5
Lineage: Eukaryota; Fungi; Basidiomycota; Agaricomycetes; Corticiales; Punctulariaceae
Product: CFS1-like protein
Exons: 12
Coding region: 1-1335 (444 amino acids)
Biological process (GO): lipid biosynthetic process
Source: RefSeq, a predicted model, not a curated record